Molecule: messenger RNA, 1383 nt
Organism: Colletotrichum orchidophilum
Lineage: Eukaryota; Fungi; Ascomycota; Sordariomycetes; Glomerellales; Glomerellaceae
Product: WD domain-containing protein
Exons: 3
Coding region: 1-1383 (460 amino acids)
Molecular function (GO): protein binding
Source: RefSeq, a predicted model, not a curated record
AUGAGCCAAAUCCUCACCCCUCGGCAAGCAGAGGAGCUGCAUAAGGCCAUCAUUGCGUACCUCUCCUCGAGCAAUCUCCCAAAUGCAGCAAAUGCACUCCGGGAAGAAUUGCAAAUCGGUGACACUUUCGAUGCCGCGACCUCGAAGAAAUAUGAGGGAUUGCUGGAGAAGAAAUGGACCAGUGUAGUGCGGCUGCAGAAGAAGAUCAUGGAACUCGAGUCUCGAAGUGCUUCCCUUCAAUCAGAACUUGACAGUGCGACACCGACCUCGCUAUCCCGACGAAACCAGGACCCCACCAGCUGGCUUCCACGUUCCCCCGCCCGACACACCCUGCAAUCCCACCGUGAUGCAAUUACCUGUGUCGCAUUCCAUCCCGUCUUUUCGUCGCUCGCCUCGGGAUCAGAAGACUACACCAUAAAAAUCUGGGACUGGGAGCUGGGCGAACUCGAGAGGACGAUCAAGGGGCAUACAAAGGCAGUGCAGGAUGUCGACUUUGGCGGGCCCCGGGGCGCCACUUUACUCGCCUCAUGCUCGAGUGAUCUGACGAUCAAGCUAUGGGACCCCUCAGACGAGUACAAGAAUAUCCGGACGCUACCCGGCCACGAUCACAGCGUCAGUGCAGUUCGGUUUAUUCCUUCGGGGGCUGCAGGCGCCACAGGAAACCUUCUCGUAUCGGCGAGUCGCGAUAAGACGUUGCGGAUCUGGGAUGUUUCAACGGGCUACUGCCUCAAGACACUACGAGGGCAUGCGGACUGGGUGCGGGACGUCUGCCCAUCGCCGGAUGGACGCUAUCUGUUAUCAGCAGGAGACGACCAGACGGGCCGCCUCUGGGAUAUCAGCGCCUCAAAUCCUGAAGUGAAAUUAAUGCUGGUCGGCCACGAGCACGUCGUCGUAUGCUGCACGCUGGCACCACCAACCGCUUACAGUCAUUUGGCAUCACUGGCUGGCUUGAAGAAGGCCCCGCCCGCCGCGAACACGGCCGAGUUCAUGGCAACGGGAAGCCGAGACAAGGCCAUCAGGUUAUGGGACGCUCGUGGAAACUGCAUUAAAACUCUUACGGGACACGAUAAUUGGGUACGUGCACUGGUCUUCCACCCCGGUGGCAAGUACUUGCUCAGUGUGUCCGAUGACAAGACUCUGCGGUGCUGGGAUCUGGCACAGGAGGGCAAGUGUGUCAAGGUUCUGGACGACGUUCACGGUCACUUCAUUUCUUGUUUGCGCUGGGCCCCUGGCAUUUCACGGGAGGCGGCUACGAACGGCGACGGAGCCAAUGGUGCCAACGGAACACCAAGCAAAGCGGCAGCAAAGCCUCAGGAUGUCUCAAUACGCUGCGUCAUCGCAACAGGAAGUGUCGACCUAAGAGUGCGCAUCUUCGCCAACUGA